Oenanthe melanoleuca is the source of this 3862-nucleotide messenger RNA. It is a transcript of the gene FOXF1, whose product is annotated as forkhead box F1. Gene Ontology annotation, molecular function: DNA-binding transcription factor activity, RNA polymerase II-specific; RNA polymerase II cis-regulatory region sequence-specific DNA binding. Gene Ontology annotation, cellular component: nucleus. Lineage: Eukaryota; Metazoa; Chordata; Aves; Passeriformes; Muscicapidae. The record is from RefSeq and is a predicted model, not a curated record. The transcript has 2 exons. Gene Ontology annotation, biological process: animal organ morphogenesis; regulation of transcription by RNA polymerase II. The coding region runs from base 557 to 1777 and encodes 406 amino acids.
GAGCGGCAGACGCCGCUGCGAGAGAUAAAGUAGAAGGCGAGCGGCGGGGCCGGGGGCAGACUCGACAGCCACCGCGAUGGGAAGCAGCUCCCCGCAGCGCCAGCCCAGCUAAAGGCUCCGGAGCGGGACGGCGGCGGCCCCGGCAGCCCGGGCCGGGCAGGGGCAGCGCGGCGGGCGCAGGCGGCGGCCCCGGCUCCGCUCUCGCAGCAGCCGAGCUCGGCUCGCUUCACCCGCCCCCCCAUCCCGCCUCCCUGCGGCCCCCCCGACCCUCCGCCUCUCGCUCGCCUUCUGCAGCCGCGCUCGGAUUUAGGGAUAAAGUGGGAGGAGGAGGCAAAGGGGGGGGGUUGGGGGGUGUCGUCGCUUCCAUUUGUUUAUCCACGGAGGGGUGAAGUCUCCCGGUGGAAAGCGAGCCCGCCGGGGGGCCGGGAGGACGCCGGAGGGAGGGUGGUGGGUGAGUGGCGGCGAGCCCCCGGCAGCGUGGCCUUUUGGGGGGGGCGCUGGGGGGGCGGCGGAGGAGGGCCGGGGCUGGGGCUGGCCGCCGCGGACCUGGCCGUAGAUGACUGCAGAAGCGCAGCAGGCUCUGUCCUCUCAGCCCCCUCCUCCUCCGGUGCAGAGCAGCUACGGCCCCAUGUCCUCCGUGGCUGAGAAGCAGCCGCAGAGCUCGGCCAUGGACGCCGCCUCCGCGGGGACCGGCGGCGCGGCCGGCAGCGCCCCGGGCAGCGGCGGCGCCCCGGGCAGCGCCGGCCCCAAAGCCAAGAAGACGAACGCGGGGAUCCGGCGGCCGGAGAAACCGCCUUAUUCCUACAUCGCCCUCAUCGUCAUGGCUAUCCAGAGCUCUCCCUCCAAACGCCUGACCCUCAGCGAGAUCUACCAGUUCUUGCAGAGCCGCUUCCCUUUCUUCCGAGGCUCCUACCAGGGCUGGAAAAACUCGGUGCGCCACAACCUCUCGCUCAACGAGUGCUUCAUCAAGCUGCCCAAGGGCUUGGGACGGCCGGGCAAGGGCCACUACUGGACCAUCGACCCGGCCAGCGAGUUCAUGUUCGAGGAGGGCUCGUUCCGCCGCCGGCCCCGCGGGUUCCGGAGGAAAUGCCAGGCGCUGAAGCCCAUGUACAGCAUGAUGAACGGGCUCAGCUUCAACCACCUCCCCGACAGCUACGGCUUCCAGGGCUCGGCCGGCGGGCUCUCCUGCCCCCCCAACAGCCUCUCCCUCGAAGGGGGCUUGGGGAUGAUGAACGGGCAUUUGUCCAGCAACGUGGAGGGGAUGGGCCUGGCGGGACACUCCGUGCCCCACCUGCCCGCCAACGGGGGGCACACCUACAUGGGCGGCUGCACCGGCUCCUCGGCCGGGGAAUACCCGCACCACGACAGCUCCGUGCCCGCAUCCCCGCUGCUCCCCGCCGGCGGCGUGAUGGAGCCGCACUCGGUUUACUCCAGCUCGGCCUCGGCGUGGGCGCCCAGCGCCUCGGCGGCUCUCAACACCGGCGCGUCCUACAUCAAGCAGCAGCCCCUCUCGCCCUGCAACCCCACGGCCAACCCGCUCUCCUCCAGCCUCUCCACGCAUUCCCUCGACCAGCCCUACCUGCACCAGAACAGCCACAACACCGCCGACCUCCAAGGCAUCCCGCGGUAUCACUCACAGUCUCCGAGCAUGUGCGACAGAAAGGAAUUCGUCUUCUCUUUCAACGCCAUGGCCUCCUCCUCCAUGCAUUCAGCGGGCAGCGGCUCCUAUUACCACCAACAAGUGACAUACCAGGACAUCAAGCCGUGCGUUAUGUGAGCCGGGACGGGAAAACGCCGCUCCUGGGGCCGGCCAGGCCGGAGGAGGGCGAGGAGCAUCCCCAGGACGCUGUGGGGUGGCACGGGGGUGUCCAGCGGACUGGAGCUGCGGGGAGCGGCGGGACAGCGAGCCGAGCAUCGGCCGGCAGCGCCCGUGCCUUCUUCUGCUCGGGGAGGGCUGCAGGAGAAAGCAAAUCAGCCCCCCCGUCCGUCCCGAAAACCCCGACUGCGAGUUUGGGGUGAGGCUUUGCCAAAUGCCAAAUGAGGUUUUGAUGCUUCUUUAAGAAAAAAAAAAAAUGAAAUUGCAAACUCAUUUUGGGAGUUGGCGGUGAGCGAUGCCACCGGCUCGGCUGAGGGGGCUGGAAAAGCCCCCGAACUCAAAUCCCGUCUCACUUCGAGCCCGGAAAAAUACUUUUUAAAUUUUUUUUUUUUUUUUUUUUUUUUUUUUUUUUUUUUUUUUUUGCCGGCCAACACCCAGCAGGCAAAAAAAUCUCUCAGAGGGAUUUUUUUUUUUUUUUUGGAACUAUUAAUCUUGGAUUUUUUUGCCUGCAUAAAGACUGCAGGAUCAGACCCUAUGCAGAGAGAACAAGGCACUUUGGAAAGAGACAGCCAUGCUCAUCCUGUUAUUUAUUCUACAUUUCUUUUUGUUUGUUGUUGUUGCUAAUAAUCGAGACACGAAUAGUCUCAGUUGAUCAGUAUUAAAUCGGGGAAUCUCUGUUGGCAAUAUUUGCCAUAUAGAUUUGGGUUUUUUUAGUUAACCUUUGUAAAUUUGCAAGCGACCGUGGUCUCUGUGUAAAGACAAUCCUCCAUAUGUUUUUAUAGAAAUAUAUAUAUAAUGAAGGAUUAUUCCCCUCCCUCCCCUCUCUAUUUUUUUUUCGCCCUGACGUUGUACAGUUCGGUGACACCUAUUUUAAUUCUUUCUGCACUGUAUAAAAUUGUAAUUAUGUGGGUUUGGUUUUUUUUUUUUUUUUUUGGGGUUUUUUCGCCUUUUUUUUUUUUUUUUUUGUGUACGUUUUGUCCCUAAAGAAAAAAAAAAUCCCGAAAUAAAACCUGUAUGUUAUUUGUACAUGGGCUUCACGAUUGUAUGAGCAGCAAAUAAACGAGCAUGCGGUGUAAUUAAACUUAAUUAAUGAGGAGUCCGUGGCCUCCGCGAGCGCGGAGGGGCCGCGCAGCCCCGGCCCGGCCCUGCAAACCCUCGGGCAAUAAUUCCCCGUCCCGGCGCAGACUCAAACCCGACUUUUUAGGAUUUUUUUUCACCUUGGCGGAGUCCUGGUUGCCAAUUUCUCCGCUGGGAAAAAUUUCAAUUGAGGAUAUUGAAAUGCAGAAGGAGGAAAAGCGCCGGUGCUUUUUAUUUUUAGCUUUUUAUUAUUAGGAUUAUUCCGGUUUUUUUCCAAGGCGAAAAGCGCUGUUUGACAGCUCUUUGCCUCUCCCUCGAAUUCCAGGCAUGAGGCUGCCAGGAUGGAGCCCGCGGCUGCUUUUUUCCUCCUCCUCCAUCCCGGGAAUUUUCUGGUUCCUUUUUUCCUCCUCCUCCAUCCCGGGAAUUUUCCGGUUCCUUUUUUCCUCCUCCUCCUCCUCCAUCCCGGGAAUUUUCCAAGCCGUGAAUCUAUCAGCAGGAAACUUCCCGCAGGCUUUUACCCGCGUGAAAAAUAAAUUUUAAAAAAUCAUAAAAUUGACGAAAAUUUACCCAAAUUAACUCGAAUUGUUAGGAAUUAAUAAACAGGAAUAAAAAUUAGCCGCACCAUCUCCGUUGUGCACAAGACAGUGAAAAAUCUGCAUUUAAAUAUCGCUAUUUUCCUGCGAAAUUUGGGGGAAUUUGGGCUUAUUCUGGAUCCUCCAGUAUCCAGGAAUUUUUGCUUUAAUUCGUGGGUCAAUCUGUGUCCAUCAAUAUUCAACAUUAACGCCCAUAAAAAAAGAGAUGCAGGCGAAUUAAUCUGAUUAUAUGGAUGUGGAUUUCUGCCUUUAUAGAGGGAAAUUUAAUAACUGCACACUAAUUAGCCCAGCUCGGUGGAAUCAGCCUAAUUAAAAGCCAAGUUCGCUGUAACAAUAAGAGACAAAUUUGUAAUAUUAUUGUAAUUAAGGCAAGGCU